Messenger RNA from Ambispora leptoticha, 315 nucleotides. The record is from the annotation of a GenBank genome assembly. Lineage: Eukaryota; Fungi; Glomeromycota; Glomeromycetes; Archaeosporales; Ambisporaceae.
AUGUUUGCUUUACGUCGAGCCACUUCAAGAACCGUCCUAAAAUCCUCUAUUAUUUCCUUGACGCCACAUAAAUAUGUAACGCAUAGGACUCUUCCAGCCUUAAUAAGUAGUAGUACGCGUUUUCAAAAAUAUGAACAACGUUCUUCAUUUACUACUACUACCGCUACAAGAGUUAAUAAACGAAAUGGAAAUGGCGGUGCAACCGCUUUAGUACGGGCAAUUGCACCAAACUGGGAAGCAAAAGCGUUUAUCGAUGGCGAAGUCAAGGAUUUGUCACUUGACAAAUAUCUUAGUGAGAAACGAUAUGUGGUGAUG